This is a messenger RNA of Etheostoma cragini (Arkansas darter), 2079 nucleotides long. It is a transcript of the gene prokr1b, whose product is annotated as prokineticin receptor 1b. Gene Ontology annotation, cellular component: membrane. Gene Ontology annotation, molecular function: neuropeptide receptor activity. The record is from RefSeq and is a predicted model, not a curated record. The coding region runs from base 381 to 1550 and encodes 389 amino acids. The transcript has 3 exons. Gene Ontology annotation, biological process: neuropeptide signaling pathway. Lineage: Eukaryota; Metazoa; Chordata; Actinopteri; Perciformes; Percidae.
UUCUUCCGAGCUCCUUUCUUCCGAGCGCAGAGGACUGGCAGCAGAGAAAAAACUAUGAGCGUGGGGGCUGAUAGAGGGUCCUUCUCUCCGCACUGGUGGGAUUGUCCGAUAAUACACACUUCUGCUCGUUUCUUGCCUGACACAGCGUGGGCAAUUACUUCUUUUUUAAUUAUUCAGCUGAGAUAAGUCGUGGGACUUCUGCAAGGUUUGCUGGUGAAGAUGUGCUGUUUCCAAAGAAGAUUAAGCUUGUUUAAAGUCACACAGACAACUUAAUAUCAAAACUGCUUUCAAGGCACUAUGUACCAAAAAGCAUAAUCAUUGUUCAUCUAAUUUGUUGGAUCAAAUUGUUCUCAAAUAAAAAGAAUUGUCUUUGCAAAGACAUGGGGGACUCCAACAUUAGCCAUAUGGUAGCAGCUUACACAGAGACGCAGGAGAGUCUUCCAGCAGGCAAGUUGGAUCAUUACAUGGACAGCUAUGAUUUGGACUAUGGGAUCCCCCCUGAUGAGAUCCCAGACACGACGCAAGGCCAGGCUUUCUUUGUGGCCACCAUUGUUAUUGGAUUGGUGCUUGUCUGCAUCAUGCUUGUCUGUGGGUUCGGAAACUUGAUAUUCAUUGCCACGUUGACACGUUACAAAAAGCUCCGCAACCUCACCAAUCUGCUGAUUGCCAAUCUGGCCAUCUCAGACUUCAUUGUGGCAGUGGUGUGUUGCCCGUUCCUGGUAGACUACUAUGUGGUAAAACAGCUUUCCUGGGAUCAUGGAUUAGUGUUGUGUGCCUCUGUCAACUAUCUCCGUACAGUGUCCCUCUACGUGUCCACCAAUGCAUUGCUUGCGAUUGCAGUUGACAGGUACAUGGCUAUAGUCCAUCCUCUGAGGCCACGUAUGAAGUUCCAAACUGCCUACUGCCUUAUUACAGGAGUCUGGAUUGUUCCCAUUCUGAUAUCAAUUCCCACUGCCUACUUUGCUUCUGAGACCAUGUACCCUCAUGGCAGCACCACCCCAACCACUCACAAAGUCUUCUGUGCCCAGAUAUGGCCUGUGGACCAGCAGGCCUACUACCGGUCCUACUUCAUGUUUGUUUUUGCUGUGGAGUUCGUUGGGCCCGUGAUUGUCAUGACAAUUUGUUACACCCAAAUUUCCCGCGAACUCUGGUUCAAGAAUGUCCCAGGUUUUCAGACGGAGCAGAUUAGGAAGAGGUUGCGUUGUCGGCGCAAGACAGUGAUGGUCCUGAUCGGGAUUUUGACAGCGUACAUAAUGUGCUGGGCGCCAUACUAUGGCUUCACCAUCCUACGAGAUUUCCACCCAACGCUCAUCUCUCGCCAGAAGAACUCUUUGGUGGCCUUCUACAUCAUCGAGUGCAUUGCCAUGAGCAACAGCAUGAUUAAUACCAUAUGUUUUGUCAGUGUUAAGAACAACACAGUAAAGUACUUAAGGAAGAUGGUACUGCUGCGCUGGAGGACAACAUAUGCACCCAGUAAAACUGAUGAGAUGGAUGUUAGGGACUCCUCCAUGCCUGGAACAGAGGAGGUUGAAUGCAUUCACUUGAGGUGAAAAAAAUACAUCUUUAAUAUAAAAGUUAUUUAGAUUUAGGCUGUUGAUAUACAGAAACUACACUGUUGAGAUGAACAUUUUUGCCACGUUUAAAUAACACUUUGGAAAGAUAUCGAGCAUAAUGAAGCACAAGGAAAGAUCAAACCCUAACAGCACAUCAGAUGGGACCACAUAGCUCAAACAUUGUUAGUCAGCAGCAGUAUAUAUGGAACGUAAUUGUUGUGCACACUGUGACUAUUCACUGUGUUAUUGUAAAAUGUUGUAGCAUGUGAAAAUUAUAUAUUACAUCUGAGACUUAUAAAUACAGCUGCUUCUGCCCUCAGUGAUCUAUUAUGUUGACUACAGGUUAAUAUUUGUAUCACCUGUACCUGUUUCAUUUUAUAUCAUUUUUGUAAGGUCAAAUAACUGUAGAUACUAAAUAAAUCCUUUCAUUGACCAUUGCUUUUGUAUUUUAAAUUUUCAGUUUUUCCUUUUUGUAAAUAUUCAGGACUAGUGGAGAUGUCAUUUUGUUGAAUGAAAAGCAUUGAGA